This is a messenger RNA of Pediculus humanus corporis (human body louse), 945 nucleotides long. RefSeq names its product Pyridoxal phosphate phosphatase, putative. The transcript is spliced from 6 exons. Gene Ontology annotation, molecular function: phosphatase activity. Bases 1 to 945 code for a protein of 314 amino acids. The record is from RefSeq and is a predicted model, not a curated record. Gene Ontology annotation, cellular component: cytoplasm. NCBI's taxonomy places the organism in Eukaryota, Metazoa, Arthropoda, Insecta, Psocodea, Pediculidae.
AUGGUUCCCAUGCCUAAAAAUUUAAAUGCGGCAUCUAAAAAUGAAAUAAUGGAUUUUUUGUCAUCAUUCAACACUGUUUUAGCAGAUUGUGAUGGAGUGUUAUGGAUAUUUAGAAACGUGAUUGAAAAUUCACAACACACAAUUAAUAAAUUUAUGGAAAAGGGUAAAUCAGUGUUUUAUGUCACUAAUAAUAAUACUUUAACAAGGGAAGAAUUUGUUGAAAAAUUUCACAAGCUAGGUUUUAAUGCAACCAAAGAAAAUGUUAUAUGCACCUCUUAUUUAGCAGCAGAAUAUGUAAAAAGUUUAAAUUUAAAUAAAAAAGUUUAUUUAAUUGGUAAUCCAGCGAUUGUCAAAGAAUUUGGCAAAGCAGGAAUUAGACAUACCGAAAUUGGGCCUGAUGUAAUAGAUUCAAAUUUAGAAAAUUAUGUCAAUACAAAACUUAAAAUAGAACCAGAUGUGGGAGCUGUUGUUAUUGGUUUCGAUGAACAUUUUUCAUACCCAAAGAUUUUAAAAGCGGCUACAUAUUUAAGCGAUCCUGAUUGUCAUUUUAUUGCAACAUGUGCUGAUGAGUGUCUUCCAGUUAAAAAAGAUAUGGGAAUAAAUAAUGUUUUUCCAGGUUCUGGAGCUUUCGUAAGUUGCUUAGAAGCAGUGUCCGGAAGAAAGGCAUUUAUUUUAGGAAAACCGAACAAAUAUAUGUUACAAGAUAUUAUAAAAGUUCAUAAUAUUGAUCCGAGUAAAACUUUAAUGAUAGGUGACAGAUGCAAUACUGAUAUUCUUUUUGGCAAUAAAUGUGGUUUUAUGACAUUAUUGGUGCUAACUGGUGUAACUACAGUAUCCGAUAUUGAAAAGUAUGCUGCAUCCAAUGACCCGAAUAUUAAUUCAUUAGUACCACAAUUUUACAUUCAGAAAUUAGGUGAUUUGUUGCCCCAUGUUGAGGCAUUGUAA